UUCAAAUAUUAGUUCACAAUGUCUCUUCAAAAUUCAAUACACAUCCUGAUAUUUUUCCUCUACUGUGCAUAUAUUUCGAACAAUUCAGCAUAUGUCAUAGAAAGUGAUAGUGAUCCAAUAUUAUCUAACGACAGUCGCUUAGUAGAAGUUCUCAGAGUUCCAAGAUCCUCUUUCGAGAAAAAAGGCGGAAAAGAACAUCAUACCAACUAUUACGAAGAAGAAGGAGAAAAGGGCGAUAAGGGCCAUAAAAACAAGCAUCAUCAUGAUGCAGUUAAACACGCCAAACACGGUGAAGAUCUAGAAGCAAAUCAACAUGAUGAGAAAGGCGGUCAUGAUAAAGGGUACUACGAUGAAGCUGAACAUCAUAAGAAACAUCACGAAGGUAAAAAUUCACAUAAAGCUGGUAAAUUCGCCGAAAAGAAAGGACAUAAAAAGGGACAUAAAACCAAAGGAUACCAUCACAAAUUCAUGAAAGACGAAUACCACCGAGAACACAAAUUCUAUGACGAUUUCCAUAAAAGUGGUCAUCAUGAUAAACACGGUAGUCAACACUCUGAUUACGAAAAGGAAGCAGGUGGCCAUAAAAAACAUGGUAAACAUCAUUCAGGUCAUCAUACUGACGAACAUGGUGAAGAAGGCCUGAAACAUAAAGGUAAAAAUAUUGAUGAUCAUAAAAAUUACAAGAAGAGCCAAGGCCAUAAGUCACAUCACUCAAAACAUAGCAACUACGGUAAAGAAAAAGCCAAUAAAGGAGGUAAAAAGUAUAAAUAUCAUAAUUGAA
Harmonia axyridis is the source of this 781-nucleotide messenger RNA. RefSeq names its product histidine-rich glycoprotein-like. Lineage: Eukaryota; Metazoa; Arthropoda; Insecta; Coleoptera; Coccinellidae. Bases 19 to 780 code for a protein of 253 amino acids. The transcript has a single exon. The record is from RefSeq and is a predicted model, not a curated record.